Molecule: messenger RNA, 9225 nt
Organism: Fundulus heteroclitus (mummichog)
Lineage: Eukaryota; Metazoa; Chordata; Actinopteri; Cyprinodontiformes; Fundulidae
Gene: mical3a
Product: microtubule associated monooxygenase, calponin and LIM domain containing 3a
Molecular function (GO): FAD binding; protein binding
Source: RefSeq, a predicted model, not a curated record
GUAGAGAGCUGGGGCCGGGCCCCUGCCUCAGGUGGGGGUGAAGGGCCCUCACAGCCCUGCCAGGGUCUGGACCAUGGGGGAUGGAGGUGCCAGUGCAGUUAGAGGAGAUGGGGUGAACCGCUCCCAUGUCCUGUUCGACAGCUUUGUCCAGGCGACUACGUGUAAAGGCAUCCUGAAGGCCUUCCAGGAGCUGUGCGAGCACCUGGAGGUGAAGCCCGGCGAGCACAGGAUCUUCUACCACAAGCUCAAGUCCAAACUGAACUACUGGAAGGCGAAGGCGCUCUGGGCGAAGUUAGACAAGCGGGCCUGUCAGAAGGAGUACAAGAAGGGACGUGCCUGUGCCAACACAAAGUGUCUGAUCAUCGGAGCGGGGCCAUGCGGCUUACGCACCGCCAUCGAGCUGGCCUUCCUGGGCGCCAGAGUGGUGCUCCUGGAAAAGAGGGACGCCUUCUCCAGAAACAACGUGCUGCACCUUUGGCCCUUCACCAUCCACGACCUCAGGGGCCUCGGCGCCAAGAAGUUCUACGGGAAGUUCUGUGCUGGUGCUAUCGAUCAUAUCAGUAUUCGUCAGCUUCAACUAAUGCUGCUGAAAAUGGCCCUGCUCCUGGGGAUCGAGAUCCACGUCAACGUAGAGUUCAAGGGUCUUAUUGAGCCCCCCGAAGACCAGGAGAGUGAGAGGAUAGGCUGGAGGGCCGAGGUCCACCCCAAGACACACCCUGUCAGCGAGCUGGAGUUUGAUGUCAUCAUCGGAGCAGAUGGAAGGAGGAACACGCUGCCAGGGUUCCGGCGGAAGGAGUUCCGGGGGAAGCUCGCCAUCGCCAUCACCGCCAACUUCAUCAACAGGAACACAACAGCCGAGGCGAAGGUCGAGGAGAUCAGCGGCGUGGCCUUCAUCUUCAAUCAGAAGUUCUUUCAGGAUCUCAGGGAGGCAACGGGUAUUGACCUGGAAAAUAUUGUGUACUACAAGGAUGACACGCAUUACUUUGUGAUGACUGCCAAAAAGCAGAGCCUGCUGGAGAAAGGAGUCAUUCUGCAUGACUACGCAGACACCGAGCUCCUCCUGUCCAGGGCCAACGUAGACCAGGAUGCCUUGCUGUCGUACGCACGCGAGGCGGCGGACUUCUCCACCAACCACCAGCUGCCCACCCUGGACUUCGCCAUCAACCAUUACGGCCAGCCCGACGUCGCCAUGUUCGACUUCACCUGCAUGUACGCCUCGGAGAACGCCGCCCUGGUGCGCCAGCGCCACGGCCACAACCUGCUGGUGGCGCUGGUGGGCGACAGCCUUCUGGAGCCGUUCUGGCCCAUGGGCACCGGCAUCGCGCGAGGCUUUCUGGCAGCCAUGGACUCGGGCUGGAUGGUGAAGAGCUGGGCGCAGGGAAAAACUCCUCUGGAGGUCCUGGCCGAGAGGGAGAGCAUUUACCGACUUCUGCCUCAGACGACUCCAGAAAACGUCAGCAAGAACUUCAGUCAGUACAGCGUGGACCCGACGACGCGCUACCCCAACAUCAGCCUGAACUUCCUCAGGCCCAGUCAGGUGCGACACCUCUUCGACACAGGAGAGGGCCGGGAGAUACGCAUUGAAAUCGAGAACGUGAUCAACUCUUCCACACCGAAGUUAGCCAGGAAUGACAAUUACCUGCUUGACAAGCAGUUUCAAGAGUCCAUAGCUCGGUCCAGUAAGCUGCUCAACUGGUGCCAGAGACAGACGGAGGGGUACAGGAACGUCAGCGUAACGGACCUCACCAUGUCCUGGAAGAGCGGCUUGGCGCUGUGUGCCCUCAUCCACAGAUACAGGCCGGAUCUCAUCGACUUUGACUGUCUGGACGAGGAGAACCACGAGAGGAACAACCAGCUGGCUUUCGACGUGGCAGAGAAGGAAUUUGGCAUUUCGCCCUGCAUGACCGGCAAGGAGAUGUCUUCUGUGGUGGAGCCAGACAAGCUCUCCAUGGUCAUGUACCUCAGUCAGUUUUACGAGAUGUUUAGGGACACAGUGCCACCUGGAGAUAAUCACAGCUUGAGUCCAGAGGAGAAAGCUGCCCUGAUCUCCAGCACAAAGUCUCCCAUCUCCUUCCUUAGCAAGCUGGGUCAGAGCAUAGCUAUUUCCAGGAAAAGAAAUCCCAAGGACAAAAAAGAGAAGGAUGUGGACGGCGUGGGCAAAAGAAGGAAAACCAGUCAGUCUGAAGACGAGGAGGUGUCCAGGUCUUAUCGCGAAGAACGGCCGCCUGUCUCUGCCGCGCCGUCGGAAAGAAAAGCGGACUGUGGCGCUGCAGGAAACCACAAUAAAGUGAAGGUCAUGGCCACCCAGCUGCUCGCCAAGUUUGAGGAGAACGCCCCCGCUCAGCCCACAGGCCUCAAGAGACAGGGGGACUCUCUGCCCAAUCUGGACCGCCUCUUGUCCCCUGUCCCACCACCAAACCCUGUCACUGAGCCAGUGCGCCUGGCUCCUGUCCCAGCAUGGAGAAAGAGGCGCACCCAGCAGCAGGAGAAGCUGAGCAUUCGCUACAAAGAAAUGGUCAAAUGUCAGACACUGCCCAGCAGAGGGGAGCAGGCCAGAAGCGGCGCAGAUCAAACGUCCAGCUCGGGCUGUCGGAGCUGCCCAAAGAAAACCAUUCUGCUCCCUUCCUCCUCCUCCACUUCCUCGCUCUCUCUUCACUCAGAGAACUUGCCUCCUGAGGAAGAGGAGCUUGAGUAUUAUGAAAGGCCUCCGUCACACAGGGAAGGGGCGGCGACACGCGCGGCGGACCCAGCUCCCAUUCACAUCCCCGGUAUACAGGAGAGGGCGGACCGCCUAAUGUCCAGGUUUAAGGGCAGAGCUGAUAAACCGCCAAAGCCGAAGAAAAAGCCGUCCCGUUUCUUUUUAGAGCAGUGGUACUCGUCCCGAAGCGCGAGUCUGGGUCCGGCUUUGCCUCCUUCGUCCCCAGACGCUUCCAGAAAGGAGCCAGUGAGGCCUCUGGACUCUGAGCAGAUGCCCAUUUAUGUGCUCAGCGUUCAGGAAAGAGCCGAACAACUUGAGUUUCAGUUGGACGGCAAGCGGGUCGGGCCUCAGCCGAAGAAAAAGCCGUCUCGUUUCUUUAUGGAGCGAUGGCGCCCGAGCCCCCCCGUCCCCCCGCCUCCCACCGCCGCCUGCUCCAGACAGCACUUUGUGAGGAUGUACACGGGGGGCGUUAGCACCCUGGCUGAGCAGAUAGCCGGCCAGCUUCAGUCUCAGGAAGAGCCCAAACCCGCACACGUACCUGAAAAACGGGAUUCGGGUUCUCUCAGGAAAGAGUUCCCCGUCAACAUCGGAGGCAGCGACGUCUGCUUCUUCUGUCGGAAACGCGUCUACGUCAUGGAGAGGCUGAGCGCAGAGGGGAAGUUCUUCCAUCGCAGCUGCUUCAAGUGCGACUACUGCGGCACGACGCUGCGCCUCUCCUCCUACGCGUUUGAUGUUGAGGACGGAAAGUUUUACUGCAAGCCUCACUACUGUUACCGUCUGUCUGGCUACGCCCAGAGGAAGAGGCCGGCUCCUUCUCCCGCUCCAGUCUCAACUAAGGAAAAGCAGACGCCUAAAAGUGCCACGUCCACCGUGGACGCCCCCUGCAUGCCGACGGCAGCGGCAGCGCCCUCGGCUGAGAUCCAACCCUCAGCGCUGGAAGUCAACGGCCUGCAGGAGCCCAGCUUAGCAAAGCGUCUUCGGGGAACGCCGGAGCGGAUCGAGCUGGAGAACUACCGUCUGUCCCUGCAGCGGGAAGAGGAGCUGGAGGAGGUGCCGGAGGAGACCCUGGCGGAGCACAACCUCAGCAGCGUGCUGGACAAAGCCACGGAGGCCGAUCUGGGCUCCAGUAGCUCAGAGUCCGACAUGGAGGAGGAGGACGAGCAGGAGGAGCAGGAGGAGGUGGAGGAGCAGCCUCCCAGCCCUACGGACCUCGGCGGCGUUCCCUGGAAGGAGGCCGUGGAGCUCCACGCCAAACUGCGCGGCGGCGAGGAGGAGGAGGAGGUGGAGGGCGACGCUCUGGCCGAUGCUGUCAGCAGGGAUGGAGAUGUGGAGGAGGAUGAGGAGGAAGACGAGGAUGAAGAGGAAGAAGAUGAGGAUGAAGAAGACGCAGAAGAAUCCAGUGAUGAGGGGGAGUACUGCCCCUGGGACAGAGAGCUGCAGUCAGGUCUGUGGCUGCAGAAGCACCUUACAGACGAAGAGGAUGUUGGUAAAUUCAAAGCCAGGAACAUACAAAUCCAGCAGCUCCUGCAGCCCGUGGAUCCCAGCACCCUGCCCAGAGCGGCGAGCGCGCGGCCGGACUCUGAGGGAGGCGAGGACGGCCCGCUGGCCUCGCUCCCCCAACCCUCCCAGGCCUCCUCUGCAGCCGCUGCCCACACAUCCACCCGACACGAGGCAGUGAGAGUCUGGUUGGAGUCCCUGUCUGGAGAGCCCUGUGAAGAUGAGGAGCUGGAGGCCGAAGCAGACAGUCCAGAUAUGGAGCCCGGCACAGAGCUGGAUCAAGAUGACAUUCCUUCAGAUGCAGAAGCUGAGGCUCGGUUGCACCAAUCGGAGCAAAAUGAAGCUCCGCUGGAGGAAAACAAGGAGAUGGAAACUCUGGGAAGAGACUCAAGUAUUGACCCAUCCAGCGUCAGCCCAGGCCUGAAGGACGCCGUCGUUCUUUCUCCCCUCGAGCCGGACGCCAUGCUGACUCCAGUUAAAUCUCCCAGCGUGCGUUUCUUCCCUGAUCCCUUCUUACCGGAGGAAGAGGAGCCUGAGCAGACGGCCGUGUCCCCGGCUGUCAGGAGCCCACCGAGCCCUUCGCCGUCUCCCAUUUCUGUUCCCGCUCCUAUCCGGUCUCCCUCUGCCGCCAUCGCUGCUAACCCUGCCACAGUCCCCUCCCCCACCGCCUCGCCUCCCGUCGUAAACGCAUCAACCGUCUCCUCUCCGGUGCAGCCAGCCGCCGAGUCGCCCGUCAAGUCGCCGCCUAGCUCGCCGAUCCGCUCGCAGCCCGUCUCACUGCCGGAGACACUGGCGCCCAAAUCUCCGGUCUACCCUCACCCGUCCAUCUGCCCCCUGACAGGAAACCCUCUCUCCCCGAUCUGUGCCCAGCCGUUGCCCUGCCACGAGCCCUCCUCGCCUCUCUCCUCCGACUCCCCCGUCAGGACGCAGCCUGUCCCCGCCGUCAGCUCCACGCCCGUGGCCUCCGAGGAGCCCUGCCCCUCCGCGGACUCCUCCGUGGAGGAGAAUUCGUCUAAAAAGACGGACAUCAUCGAGGAGUUCUGGCUAAAGAGCGCCGAGAUCCGGAAGAGCCUCGGCUUGUCUCCUCUGGACCGCAGCAGUAGGAUCCUGGAGAGGAGCGCCGCUCCGACUCCCAGACCGGACCCCGUCCCCGCGAAGACGCCGCCGGCGGACGUCUCCAGGGAGCAGAAGCCCGCUUUCACGGGCCGCACGGUCAUCCGCAGACUCAACAUCACCCUGGAGGGCCAGGUCAUCACGCCGAUCGCUCCUGCUGCCGCCAAGAGCGACGCCUCUGCGAAGAAGGACGCGAGCAGCAGCUCCGCCUUGAACGGAAGCCGAACGCCGAACAGCGACAGCUUCAACGCGUCUGACUCCGCCAUGCUCACCCCGCCCUCCAGCCCGCCGCCGCCCGUGCCCGCCAACCAGUCUCCGGCCGUGCUCCGGCAGCAGAGACACCAGGCGUCCUGGAGCAACGGGAUGGAGACGCCGCCGCCCAGACGCGCCAAAGACGCUCCGGUUCCCGCGCCCAGAACGCAGCUGAGCCCCGUCUCCUCGGCGCCCAAACCCGCGCCCAGGAAGCCCGGCUCCCCGGAGGCGGCUCCACCCACCGCUCCCGCCGUCGUGAUGCGGGAGAAGAAGAAGCAGCAGCAGCAGCCUCGACCGGCUGACGUGAGGAAAUCCUUCGUGGAGACGGUUGAGGAGAUUCCGUUCGCCGACGACGUGGAGGAGACGUACGACGAGCGCGCGCCGGAAUCGAGCCUGAACAGGCGACACACGCCGCCCAGAGCCAAGCCUCCGCUGCACCUGGCCUUGGCCAUGGAGAACGGAAAGCCCAACAUCCCCGUAGUCCCGGUGUCCAAGGGCCAGAGGGCCACGCGGUUCUCCCCGGAGGCCAAGGAGAUCGCCGAGGAGAGGAUCAGAGCAAGAGAGAAGUCUGUGAAGAGCCAGGCUCUGAAGGAGGCCAUGGACAAGCAGCUGAACAAAAUGAAAGAGUCAGACGGAGACAAGGGGCCCUCUCCGAAAGUCGCCUGGGGCGCGACCCCCGACUCGGCGGGAAGAGCUAAGAAGUCGCCCGGCUCUCCUGGAACGUCGGCCGUGAAGGCCCUGGAGUCGAAGAGGGCCGAGGCCGCGCCCGAGCGCUUCCUCAGCGGCAGCAAGAGCCUGGACGGAUCGGUGGCCUCCUCCGACGGCUCCUCCGCCGGCAAGAGCAAGAAGAGGAGCUCCCUCUUCUCACCACGCAAGAACAAGAAGGAGAAGAAAGCCAAGAACGACAGCAGCCGACACUCCGGCACCGAGGAGACGCCUCCCAAACACAAAUCGCUGUGGAAGGCCGUCUUCUCCGGGUACAAGAAGGACAAGAAGAAGAAGGACAACAAGUCGUGUCCGAGCACGCCGUCGUCCAGCUCCACCACCCAGGACUCCGGGAAGAAGAGGACGUCUCCUCCGGGCAAAUCUUCAGAUUUGAAGAGCCGCAGGAACGUGAGCUUCUCCGAGGACUCGGACCUGUCCUGCGAUGACGUUCUGGAGAGGUCGUCCCAGAAGUCGAAGGCAGAUCUGCACACGGACAUCUUUGACCUAGUGUCAGGCAUGCAGAAGGAGGCAAUAAAGGAGGAGAGGCUGGAAACGGAGAGAAGGAGGGAGAUAAAGAGAAAAAAGAGGGUCAAAGAGGGGCAGAAAGAGAGGGAGCCUGAAAAGGAGGUUGACCAAGAAAAGGAGAAAGACGAUGAGGAGUCUGUUUAUGUUCCUCACGCGCUGGCGUUCAAGAGAUCGUACGCCACAAAGAAAACCUACACCGAUGAGGAGCUGAAUGCCAAGCUCACACGCAGAGUCCAGAAAGCCGCCCGGCGACAAGCCAAGCAGGAGGAACUCAAAAGGCUGCAUCGAGCUCAGAUCAUCCAGAGGCAGCUGGAGCAGGUGGAGGAGAAGCAGAGGCAGCUGGAGGAGAGAGGCGUAGCUGUGGAGAAAGCCCUGCGGGGAGAAGCAGUUGAGCCCUUUGUGGGGAUGCCUCGCCGAAGACCACUCUCCCUCUGCCCUUGCUGUUCCUCUGAAGCAAAGCUCUCUCCUGGAGACCCCAGCCAUGCACUGUUUUUGUGUAUGGGCAAGAAGGACGAUCCCAAGCUAAUGCAGGAGUGGUUCAAGCUGGUGCAGGAGAAGAACGCCCUGGUCCGCUACGAGUCCGAACUCAUGAUCUUUGCCAGAGAACUGGAGCUGGAGGACCGCCAGAGCCGGCUGCAGCAGGAGCUCAGGGAGAGGAUGGCUGUGGAAGACCACCUGAAAACCGAGAAGGAGCUGGCUCAGGAAAAGCAGAUCCUGAAUGAAAUGCUGGAGGUGGUGGAGCAGCGGGACGCCCUGGUGGCCCUCCUGGAGGAACAGAGACUUCGGGAAAAGGAGGAGGACAAGGACCUGGAAUCCGUCAUGCUCUCCAAAGGAUUCAACCUCAACUGGGCCUGAAAACCCACGUAAUUGCUCCCAAAGUGGUGAAAAACGUGGUUUUGGCUUUUUAUCGGCGGCGGAAGUCGUCUGAAGACUGAAGGGACGGUCCAGAACUGUCACACCUACAGCACUGAAUGUGUAAAUAUGUUCCCAACACACCGUGGCUGCCUCUGACACUGAAGCAGUCUGCAGCGUUUACAGCUCCUCCGCCUGACGCCGCUGCGCGUUAAUCACCUCGCAGCGUAGUCGCUCUCCGUCUGCGUGGGAGGAGAGCCCAGCGCAUAUUCCCAGUUUUAUCAUCCCGGCCUUGAAGUGGAUCCUUUUCAAGCCGGGGCCCGCAGGGAGAAUGUGUAAAAGACUUCUCUUUUUGACUUCAUAAAGGGAAGAGUGCAGUUCAGUCCUGCUGAUGUAAAGAAAUUGUAAAGAAGAGAAUCCAGUCUUUGUGUAUAGAUGUGUUGAACAAGUCACGUUUAACUGAAAGCGAGGGUCCCGUUGAAACGCCGGGCGACACAUUAGUCUGACUUCCUCUGCUCUCGCUGCCUUGCUCUCCGGUGACAAGCGGUUUAAGAAACACCGCUUUUCCCUCGGUGUGUUCAGAGAGUCAACGCUCAGACUCCGUCGCCUCGGCCACUUUGUUUGUGUAUUUUUCUUUGUUUUUACCAGAUGAACGCUUUGUUUUCCCCUCUGCAUUCACAGGAGAGUGCCCACCGUCUCAUUAUCUUGCACUUGUGCGUGACCCUCAUGCACUCCUCCGCCGCUGCGUGGCCGUGAUUCGGCUGCAGGCGCAUACGGCGGACCGACUCGCCGUCUUUAAUCACGGGGCAGACUCCGUAGAUCAGGGCCGUUUUAUGGUAAAUCACGCCGACGGUUGACGUUUACAGACUGCGGCUGUUGAUCCGGCGUUAUUUAUCAGUGUGAUCUCAUUAAAACGGCACAGGUCUGCCAACUUCCCGUCACUCACUUUGUGCCACAGGACGUUCUGCGUCAGUGGGAUCGCUGUCAUAUAGACACUACAGCAGAGUUGCGCAACACUAUAAUGUGGGUGAUACUGAAUAUUUGAACAAGAUGCAAUUUUAAGUUUAGUUUUUUUCCACAUUUAAGUCUUUUUUAAGUCCAGUUCUCCAUUUUCACGUUGGAACUACAUUUUUAAGUCCAUUUUAGCCCUAAUAGCGCCGAUCUGCUACAUGCUAUUUUUUUUUUUUUUUUUUUUUUUUAAAAAGGGGUGCUAGAAGAAUGCAAAAUGUUAAAUGUGCAACUUGCUCCAAACAUUGUAUUUUGUCGUUUUCUUUGGCAACAUUAUACAUCCAGGGAGCCUCUGCGUUACAGAAGACGUUUAAAAACCCGGCGAGAGCUGUAGAUAAAGUUACAGAACUUUAAAGACUGUUUUAAAUGGCGUGUGAAACGUUUGACUUGAUUGUACUGAUAUUUAUUAACAUGUGUGAAAACUGUAUUAUAUGUAAAGAAAAAUGAAUCCUAAUUUGUAAAACUGUCCUGUUGACACACGAAUUGCAAAUGUAAAUGCUUCAUGUAGCUGAAAACGCAUAGAGGGUGUUGGAUGUAUGCUGAAACGGCAAUAAAACGACGCAGUUGUUCUUUUA